This is a messenger RNA of Osmia lignaria (orchard mason bee), 5568 nucleotides long. RefSeq lists its product as uncharacterized. NCBI's taxonomy places the organism in Eukaryota, Metazoa, Arthropoda, Insecta, Hymenoptera, Megachilidae. The record is from RefSeq and is a predicted model, not a curated record. Gene Ontology annotation, molecular function: protein-membrane adaptor activity. Gene Ontology annotation, cellular component: meiotic nuclear membrane microtubule tethering complex; nuclear envelope.
ACGGGGAGAACUGAGCACCCGGGUACUCGGGAACCCGAUGAAAUCAACAGGAAUGAUCAGGAAGUCGGGAAGGGAGACGUAACCUGGAACUUCGCCAUUUUCCCUAGGGAAGUCUACUUUGCUUGACCCUGUACAUUACAUUUUAUAUUUCGUCUGUGAUAUCUCUUAAAAACAUGAAGGUCAUCUUGAUCCUUUUUUUUUUAAUUGAUUAGUAUAUUUUUCUUCUUUGCCACGUGAAAGCGGUUUCUCGGAUUAAUAAAAACGACUUCGGACUAUGGAGAAUGAACGACAUUAUGGACUACGAAGCGGAAGCAGAUCACGUUCCCAAACUCCUUUGGUACAAAACCGUGCCUUAAUUGAACCAGAGAUUCUAGAACACCAUUACGAUUUGAGAAGUAGAAGUAAAGAGAGAUCUCACACUCCUGGAGAGGUUAGCAGAAGAUCCGCUUCUAGAAUGUCACUUGGUAGCAGUAGUAAGACUAACGAUCAGAGCAUGGAAACGACAAUGGAAAGUAGAAAGGAAAGUUCUGCGCUUGACACUUUGUCAGAGGAGGAAUGUAGGAAACUUGAAAAUAUUUGUACCGGUACAAAAAGGGUGGAGCGUCGAUCCGAACGACAGAAGGCGAAGAGACAAACAUUUUCAAACGGUCAGACUGACAAUAAAGAAGAUCCCUCUGGGAGGAAGAACGAGAAAGGUCGUAGAAGCGUUUCUCCGCGUAGGAUUAUUACCAGCGAUUAUUCUUCGGAGGAAGGGGAACGAGAGGAUUCAUCUAACAGACCAAAAUCUGCCCACGAGAUUUAUGAGCAAGCUGGUGAUUGGUGGAAUGUAUUCCCUAAAACAGACUAUACUUACUCGGCGAAGUCUCAGUGUCGCUAUGAAAUAGCGCCCGGUAUAUUAGCAAUGCCAAACAUGUCUCGACGCUCGAUCCAUUCAGACACGAGCGGAGCGUAUGAUUCGACGAGUAUGGAUAAGGAGAGGGAAUCGGAUGUAAACAUCUCUACACCUAUAAACGAUGCCCACCAGUCGCGUAGUUCGAGUUCCGAAGCAAAAUCAAAGAUACAAUAUAAAAAGACACAUGUAGAACAGUAUCAUUGUCAUAGAGAAGCAGUUUACGCAGUACCAAAAACGUCAUUGAGUUCACGUACAAGGCAAUCAUUACGUUCUGACUCGCAAUCAAAAUCUACCCAUUCUCGGAAAUACAAUGUUACGUCUUGUACCGAUUCUGACACAGAAUUGGACGAAGCGAUUACGAGCUACCAUGAUAGAGAAAAAACAAUAACGCGUCGAUUUAUGAAUUCUAUUUCGAUCGUUGUUCUAUGGUUUAGCAAACUGCUUGAAUUUUUGAAGCUGAAAGCAGUUAAAAGAAGAGAAUAUAGUGCUACUUACGAAUAUCAAAGACACGAAUCAUGGUGGUACAAAAUAUGGCGAUUAGCUGAUCGUUGCUCGCAGUAUGUUUACCUUUUUAUGGUUAAAAUAUUCUUCUUUGAUUCAUGGUUGUUGAGCCGAGUUUCUGGCGUUAGAAGAUGGACGCACCAAAGAAGCUCAAAAGUACUUUGGGUCGCUCUACUGCCAUUACUUCUUUUGACUGGUUGUUGGUGCUCACCAUACCUUUCAACGUUGUUCCUUUCAACCAAAGUUAUCGCGCGACAGUUCUGGGAAACGUCGGAGCUGCUUACACCUGGUAAGCAAUCCUACUUGAAGGGGGAAGAUGAAUUAUUGUCGUUGGAGAAAAAAUUGGAGGAAUAUAGUCAACGCACACCUGAAUUAAACUUAUACGCUCGGAAGAUCGAGGACAUGAAAUUACAAUUCGAAACACUGAAGGAACUUUACGCACAGUUGCAACCGUGUUGCAAUAAAAAUUUCGUUACCAAAGAAGAUCUGGAGAAACGCAUCGAGGCGAUCGUGGCCGAUCAUUUUGUUAAUAAAGAUUUUCGGGACGCGACGAUUGCAGAUAGGGACAGCGGCGGGGACAAAUUAGUUAGUAGCAACAUUGUAUCGGACGAUCGUGUACGGGAAAUAGUAAAAGAGGCUUUGAGAGUGUACGACGCGGAUAAAACAGGACGCGUCGAUUACGCUUUAGAAUCUGCCGGGGGUCAGAUCAUUAGCACCCGUUGCACGCAAAAGUACGAUAUAAAAACAAGAGUGUUCAAAUUACUUGCGUUGACGCUUCAUCAUGAAAAUAACGAUCCUCGUACGGUGAUACAAGGAAAUCCGAUACAACCAGGUAUUUGUUGGGCGUUUCAAGGCUUUCCAGGAUAUUUGUUAAUCAAGUUACGUAGUGCCAUUUUCGUGACUGGCUUCACGUUCGAGCACGCGGCAAAAACAAUUUUGCCUAACGGAGAAAUGAGGAGCGCUCCGAAGAAGUUCAACGUUUGGGGUUUCGAAGAUGAAAAUGAUCCCGCGCCUGUGAUGUUCGGUGAUUACGAAUUCGUCGCAUCGGACGAUAGUUUACAAUACUUUCCUGUUCAAAAUGCAACGAUCGAGAGGCCUUACGAAUACGUGGAAUUAAGGAUACAAAGUAACCAUGGGCAACUGGAAUACACCUGUUUAUAUAGGUUUCGCGUUCACGGGGUACCUGUCUAAGCGAAGAACCCGGAGAAACUGUGCUUUUCAAGUCUGGUGACUAAUAUUGUUGUUUGAAUAAUUGACCGUUUUCACGCUGAUACGUGCCUUCGAUGAUCCUUUUCAGUUUAACCGAGAAAUACCGUCGCGAUCAUGAGAUUAUGUAUUUUGAAACACGGUACGAAACAAGACGGAUAAAAGAUGGAACUUAAGUUACCGUUACCAUAUACGUAAACAGUAGAGUGCUUGAACGUUCGAGAAGACUAAAAGUCGAACCAUUACUUUACCAUUUACCUUGGUGCGAGUGUUUGUUGCUCUCUCUCUCUUCCCUUGUUUUACCGUUAAGCACAAAUAUAACGCUCGAUCGAGCAGACGUGAAAAUACGCGGUUGGUUAUUUAAAGUAAUGGAAACAACGGCGUUGGUUGAACAACGUCGUUGCUCGAGAUAUUAUGAAAAGUUGAGUAAGUUGAAUACCUGUAAUAUCCCACAACUGUAAAAUUACGCGACAGUACAAAUUGUAAGGAAGAUACGUGUUUUCUUUAGUAUAAGGUAUAUUUGCAGUGUUUGUACGAUGAUCUUUAUUAUAAUGUAUUUUACGGAAACUUAAUAUAGCAUACUUAAUAAUAUAUGUAUUUAGUUGGGUGCACGUUGCUGGUGCAGAUGUAUGUGUACGUAUGCAUAUGUACACAUUGUUCGAAUGUGUGCAUGUAUGUAUGUACAAUAUCAAUCAUAGCGUCCGUUCGUCUAGUGUAUUUUGUAAUUUCAAGCUUUUAUCAGAUGAUUAUGUUAAUUAAUUUAACAGUUUUAUUAAAUAAUUAGAUUUAUGAUAUUUGCUAAGGUUAAACUUGGACUCCAAAAUCAGUGCUUUUUCACUAGACGAAUGAACACUAUGAUUGAUUUGUAUAUCGUAUAUGUAUAAUAUACCAAGAAACAUAUUGUUUUUCAAUUGUAAAGCGAAUCUAUUGAUUGUAAUUAAAUUAAUUGUAAAAAAAAAAAAAAAACGGAUUAAUUGAACGCCGGAAAUAAUUAUUUUUGGGAGAAGAGAAAGGACGAUGAAACGUUGAUUUUUGAAUCAUCUUUAUUCACGCAAAACAAGAAUAGACUUAAAUAUUCGUGUCAAUAAUCAUACGCGUACACACACGUGUAACGUACACAUCGCUUAGGUACAUGAAACGCGUGUACGCAUUUCUUGUAUGCAUAUACGUGCGAUAAGACAAUAUAAUAUACAUUAUAUAUCUAUAUAUAUCUAUAUAUAUAGAAUUGUACAAGAAUCAAAUUGGAUAGUAUACGCAUUCUUAGCCGUUUCACUUUUCGUUUCUACCUGCGCAUCACGAAAGCGUAACAAUGGUAAUGCCGACGCAAAACACGAACAAGUUGAUAAACUAGAGAAGAGAAAAGAACGGGGUAAGAGGAAAGGGAACGAAGAAAGAGCAAAAGGUAAAAGGGUUUUGGCGGUUGUUCGGUUUCAAUCGAAAAAUGAUUCGCAUUCCUCGGCAAAGUGCUGGUGCGCAGCUGUAGAAACAAAAUGAAUACGCGUCGACAAGAAGAUUCUGGAACGGUGUCGGAAUGAGGUUCAAUACUGAUUUUGGAAUGCUCGUAAUUCCCUAAACUGGGAAUGCGUUAGAAUCUUAAAUAAUAUUCGAUAACAUUAAAAAAGGAAUCUCGAUAUCGGCCAGUUACUAACGAUUCCUGCAAGACAGUCAGAGAUCAUCCAUUGGAGCACGAAUAAUACACAAUGUUACGCGAAAAACGAUAGACGCCGCGUUCUAUCGCCGCAUAUCUUUUUUUUUUUCUUUUUCAUUUUUCAUUUCUCUUACGACACGAUAGAAUCGCGUCGAAGAACAUUCGUCGAUAAGUUUUAUGACCGCUUUACGAUCGCCCUUCUCGAAACUAAAGAAUGUGAAGAAAUAAAUAAAUAUUACGCGUCUACUACAUACGGGUAACGUACUCCGUUCAUCGUUCGACUCACACUUACGAGCGCCAGUGUGCAUCGGUCGUUUCAUUGACACCGGAUCUGUCGCUCGUCCGUUCGAUUUCGUUUCUCUGUUUCUCCUUUCUCUAAACAUAAUUUGAAAUGAACACGGAGUUCGUCGUAGCGAUAUCGUGACAAAUUGUAACAACAAUAAGUAUACUAUAAACUAACAAUACAAUAUUAUAUAACGUAAUAUAAAAUAAUAUGAUAUAAUAGUAACGAUAGUAAUGGUGCGAGGGGUUAGUGGAAGGAAGUGCAUAUGAAACGAUAGAAAGAAGUGGAUAAUUUAUAGUAAGCGAAUAAUUAUAGUAGUUUUAAUCAAGGUGUUCGAAUUUUGAAGUUAAAAUUUUCGACGCCAUGAUGAAGGUACGAAGAGAACUUGGUAAGUAGAGAGCCCAUCGACAGUAUCGAUAAUAUCGAUGUUCGAGAGAUAGCGGUAAGGGUUAGAAGUAGGAAUAGUAGAGUGUGCUAUAUACUAGCACGAUAUUAAUGAUGGUGGUAAUUGAAGAAAUAUAAGUGAUGCUAAAAAAGUAGCCCGUGCGUGAUAAUCGCGAUUUUUCAAUGCCCUUUUCUUGCCAAUCGAGUUAACGAUUCUCCGAUCGGUAACACUCUACAUCGGAAUGAAAUUCGCGUCGCGUUGCAUAACCGUAGAUCUGACUGUCGCGCGUACGAAACGUAAGUCUCGUCCAGGAUCGUUCGUUUCCGCAAGUGUUUUUCCAAUGACAAUUUCGGCAAAGGGAAAAAGGAUAAACAGAUGCAUCGUGUAUAAGUAACGCAUAAGGUACAUGUAUUUUGAAUGUCAACCAAGGGAAAGAAUGAGAAAUUGUGGGCGUCGAGCGAGGGAACAAAACAUAGUUGAUCAACGACAAUUUUAGGAUACACGUGGAACGACGGCGACGAAUAAGAAGCAGAAAUUGCCUCGAGUACACGUGCCGUUGAAUUUCACUGGAACCAGUGGGUGCCAAAGGGUCGCGGAGGAACGUAAGCCCACGUACUUACAAUUGCUGGCUGUGCCACAAUUUAGAGGAUUUA